Messenger RNA from Hippoglossus stenolepis (Pacific halibut), 3103 nucleotides. It is a transcript of the gene dpp7, whose product is annotated as dipeptidyl-peptidase 7. The record is from RefSeq and is a predicted model, not a curated record. The coding region runs from base 799 to 1998 and encodes 399 amino acids. Gene Ontology annotation, biological process: proteolysis. Lineage: Eukaryota; Metazoa; Chordata; Actinopteri; Pleuronectiformes; Pleuronectidae. Gene Ontology annotation, molecular function: serine-type exopeptidase activity; dipeptidyl-peptidase activity. The transcript is spliced from 11 exons. Gene Ontology annotation, cellular component: vesicle.
GUGUGGAAAAGGUGGAUGGAUGGGUGAUUCAAGUUUGACUCAUACUCUCCCACAUGUCUCCAAAUUCUACGAGGCUGUUUGGUUUUACAUGAUCAGCUGCUUGAACGGUAAAACAAGUCAACCAGUACAAAAUCUGAUCUGCUUGUGAAACCAUAAAAGGGAAGGAGUCAUGCUGUGGCUCUGAGGGAAUCUCCCUGCAAUCAUUUAAAGUGAAACUGGGGCCUCAAAACGUCCUGAAACAAUAUAUUUUAAUAUCCAAGUGCUAAAAACAGGUCGACUGGAGUUUCUUGAAGACGUUUCACCUCUCAUCCAACGUUGUAAUCCCUUAUGUUGCUGGAGUAUCUGAACAACUCAGGAGGACUUUCAACAAACACCACAUCCCAGUACAUUUCAAGCCUACCAACACACUGAGGCAGAAACUGGUUCAUCCCAAAGACAAAACACCCAGAGCAACGUAGUAUAUGCAGUUGAAUGUAGUGAGGAAUGCACGGACCUGUACAUUGGGGAAACUAAACAACCCCUUCAUAAACGCAUGGCACAGCACAGGAGAGCCAGCUCCUCAGGUCAGUCCACCCACAUCUAAAGGACAAGGGACAUUCAUUUGAAGACAACGAUGUCCACAUUUUGGCCAGGGGAGACAGAUGGUUUGAAAGAGGAGUGGAGGAAGCCAUCUGUGAACAGAGGAGGAGGUUUAAGACACUACCUAUCAGCCACAUGCAACGCGGUCCUGACUUCCAUCCCCAGGGAGUUUCACUGCGAUCCACACCUUAGGACACAUGACUCACAGGGGGCGGGUAAAUGUAUGACCCACAAUGUGUUUUUCAUAGUUAUUUGACCCUCUUCGUCCCCCUCUGCCUCCUACAGAGGUACUAUGGCAGAUCCCUGCCGUUCGGCAAAGACUCUUUCAACAUCCCGCAGGUCGGCCUGCUGACCGUGGAGCAGGCCCUCGCCGACUACAGUGUCAUGAUCACUGGACUGAAGCAGCAGCUGGGGGCCACAGACUGUCCUGUCAUCGUGUUUGGUGGCAGUUACGGUGGAAUGCUGUCAGUUUAUAUGAGACUCAAGUAUCCAAAUGUUGUGGCCGGAGCUCUGGCUGCCAGCGCCCCCAUACUGUCCACUGCUGGGCUGGGAGAUUCCCGGCAGUUUUUUCAAGAUGUUACAGCAGACUUUGAGAGGGUUGCCCCUGAAUGCAGCGAUGCUGUGAGAGGAGCUUUCCAUCAGCUGAAGGAAUUAGCUGAGCGUCAAGAUUACAAAGGCAUCCAGGCAAAGUUUACUCUGUGCAAACCUCCGUCAUCUGCUCAGGACAUCCACCAGCUGUACGGCCUGCUGAGGAACGCCUUCACUCUGAUGGCCAUGCUGGACUACCCCUACAGCACUCACUUCAUGGGCAACAUGCCCGCCAACCCUGUCAAGGUGGCUUGUGAAACCAUGCUGAGUGGAUCUGACCUACUUGCUAACCUCAGGAACACUGCAGGGAUUGUGUAUAAUUCUACUGGGGUGCUGACAUGUUUCGACCUGUACAGUCUGUAUCUGGAGUGUGCUGAUCCCACUGGGUGUGGACUGGGCUUCAACAGCUUGGCCUGGGACUACCAGGCGUGCACAGAGGUCAAUCUGUGCUUUGAGAGCAACAAUGUGACGGACAUGUUUCCUCCCAUGCCCUUCACUGACAGAGACCGUGAGAUUUACUGCUCCAAACGCUGGGCUGUGGUUCCACGACCAGACUGGUUCAAAACCCAGUUCUGGGGUGAUGACCUCUCCACAGCCAGCAACAUCAUCUUCUCCAAUGGAGACCUGGACCCGUGGGCAAACGGAGGGGUGCGCAAGUCCUUGAGCUCAUCGCUGAUCGCUGUCAACAUCCCUGAGGGAGCCCAUCACCUGGACCUGAGAGGAUCCCACGAUGCUGAUCCAGUGUCAGUGAUCACUGCCAGGAAAACAGAAGCAGACAUCAUCGCACAGUGGGUGAAGAUGGAGAGGAGAAGUUUAAAGAAGUCACUUUAAAGCUCAGUCUCUCUGUCACAAUAUACUGGAUAUUAAAGAAUGAAUUAUUGAUAAUGUGUAAUAACACAUAGGAUAAUAUCCUGUAAAUGAUCCAGUGCCUUGUAAAUCCUUUCCAUUUCUUUAUGUCCUGAUGCAGUAUUUCACACUCCAACAAAGUGGAUGUUAGUUAUUGGUUUUAAUUAUUAUGCUGAACAAACCUCAUGUCUCUCUGGAACGUGGGUGUAGAAUAUAGAAGUGUGUUCACUGUAGAACUGAACAGAAAGUGAGUGAACCUAAUGUCAGUGUGUGUGAUGAAUGGGUUUGAUUGAGUGGGAUGCCAGUGAACUGUGUCAUCUCAGAGGAGCUGCUCACUGCGGAGCUAAUUUCAGACCAUGCAUGGACAGGGGUGAGAUUUGCACCUCGUCACUACUCUACACAGGCAGCAGCGUUACAAGGCUGCAGCUUGGCUGACGUGUUCAAACAGCCUGUUUGUAUCUGACCAGCAGUCCAGGACCUCAAGAUAUUCACAUCACAAUCAUGGAGGGCUGAGAGAACCAGGGUCUAUGUGAUUAGCAAGUUAAAACUUAUUUGAUUACUUAAUGAAAUGUCUUUGCAUUAUCUCAGCUCAAUGUUAACCCUUUAGUGCUUGUCGAAACACACUGAUGAUUGUACUUGAACAAGUACAAUCAUCAGUCUCUGACGUGAAGAAACACACAAAACCCAGCGAGGGAACCAGAAACCAUCUCCCUUAGUCAGCCUUUGCUGGGACGAUCCAGUCAAAUACAGUAUUGCUCCUUCUGUAGAUCGGUGCAGGAAUUGCAUGUGACUGGCGCGCUGUCUGUUGGGUGUUAAUGGUUAGCAGUUUUCUGCUCGUCACAGAUCACCUCAUUUACCUGAACUCUACCUGCUCAUCUCUCAAAGCCAGUUAUCCCAGCAUGCUCUUUGUGAUGUGUUCAGUUUAUCUCAGUGAAAUGACAGGGAGCUGCUCUCGCUGUGUUUCUAAUGUUUAAAAUUAAAAAACUACAUGUUUGAAGCACAUGUAGCAGCAUCACUGCAGACCUGCUUUGUUUCACCAGUCAAUGAUCAACACAAAUGUUUCUGUUCAAUAAAAUCUUUUUAAUUUUCA